AUGUCUAACAAAGAUUCAAAUCCACAGUUUUCAUUUACUCUGUUCAUCGUCUUCUUCCUGCUUUCGUCACCCGUCUUCUGCUCCUCUUCUGCCAAGUCUUUGAAGAAUGAGGAGGAUUUUUCCGGUACUGGUGGGGGGUAUCUAGUGAGGAGAGAUCAGAGGAGGGCGUUGGUUCAGACAGAGUACGGGGAGAUCUCGUCCAUUGAUGUCACCGACGGACGGAGCGGGCCGUACCAUGUUCAGUUCAUCACCCUGGAACCCAACUCGCUGUUCCUUCCGGUGCUUCUCCACUCCGACAUGGUCUUCUAUGUCCACACAGGGAGUGGGAAUUUGAAUUGGGCUCAUGGAAAGGAUGAUCAAAUCAACAAGGUUCCUAUAAAGAAGGGUGAUAUCCAUAGACUGCGGCCCGGCUCUGUGUUCUUUCUGCAGAGUGAUUUACAGACUGAGCGUCACAAACUUAGAAUUAAUGCAAUCUUUGUAAAUACUGCUGAAGACGUAUAUGACCCAACGAUAGGAGCAUUCAGUGUUAGGGACCUGGUCCGAGGUUUUGACACCCAAAUCCUUCGGUCAGCUUUUCAGGUUUCUGAAGAAGUGAUCGAGUCGAUAAUAAACUCGACAGACCACUCAGCCAUUGUCCAUGCAGUGCCAACAAAGAAAGAAACCUUCUGGGAUUUGGAUGCUCGGUUCUUGAAAACCUUUAGGAAUGGAAAUGAUUUCCUUGCUGCACUAAACAAGAAGAAGCAUAAGAAAGAAAAAUCAAAAACUUAUAAUAUUUUUGAUGAGGUCCCAGAUUUCAAGAAUUGUAAUUGUUGGAGCACCACCGUGAAUGAGAGGACCUCGCCUUUAUUGUCUGGAUCAAACAUUGGUCUAUUCAUGGUGAACUUAACCAAGGGUGCAAUGAUGGGGCCUCACUGGAAUCCAAGGGCAACUGAGAUUGUAGUUGUGUUACAUGGGCAAGGAAUGGUCAGGGUGGUUUGUGCUAGCACAGCAAAGAGAUCAGAGUGCAGAAAUUUGAGGUUUAGGGUUACGGAAGGAGAUGUUUUUUCUGUACAUAUGUUCCAUCCAAUGGCUCAGAUGGCAUAUAAGAACGACUCGUUGGUGUUUAUGGGGUUCAGUACUACAACAAGGAGCAAUUAUCCUCAAUUUUUGGCUGGGAAAUAUUCAGUUCUCCAAACUCUGAACAGAGAGAUCUUGGCAGUGUCUUUGAAUGUCACAAGCACCACUAUCGAUCAGCUUUUAGCUGCACAGGCAGAAUCAAUCAUACUCGAAUGUACUUCCUGCGCCGAAGAAGAGGAGAAAGUAAUGAUGGAAGAAAUUGAAAAGGAAAGGGAGGAAGAGGAAGCUAGGAAGAGAGAAGAGGAGGAGCAGAGACAGAGAGAGGAGGAAUCAAGAAGGAGAGAAGAGGAAGAGGAGAGGAGGAGAGAAGAGGAGGAAGAAGAGAGGAGGAGGAGAGAAGGAGAGGAAGAACACGAGAGGCAGAGGCAACAGCAAGAAGAAGAAGCACAAAGGGAGCAAGAAGAGGCAGCUAGGAGACGGGAAGAGGAGGAAGACAGAGCCCGGCAGGAACAAGAAGAGGCAGAGAGCGAGCAAGAAGAAUCUAGGAGGCAACAACAAGAGGAGUACAGUAGAAGAAGAGAGGAAGAGGCCCAAACAGAGCAAGAAGAGGCUAGGAGACAACAAGAAGAAAUAGAAGGAAGAACCAGACAAGAGGAGCAACGUUUUGAAGGUUAAGCGGGAAGAAGAGAGGUUUGAGUGUGUGGAAAUGUCUAGGUAAUGUGAACAAGAGAAUCUCUUGUGCUGCCUUCUAUCAGUUUUAUGUUUUC
Molecule: messenger RNA, 1823 nt
Organism: Argentina anserina (silverweed cinquefoil)
Lineage: Eukaryota; Viridiplantae; Streptophyta; Magnoliopsida; Rosales; Rosaceae
Product: vicilin-like seed storage protein At2g18540
Source: RefSeq, a predicted model, not a curated record